This is a messenger RNA of Sphaeroforma arctica JP610, 156 nucleotides long. RefSeq lists its product as hypothetical. The transcript has a single exon. The annotation marks the transcript as partial. Lineage: Eukaryota; Ichthyosporea; Ichthyophonida. The record is from RefSeq and is a predicted model, not a curated record.
AUGGAGACCAAACUUCUGAUCAACGCUGCUGGGCUCCAAGCGCCUGAACUGGCACAGAAAGCCCGCACCAACAGAGCAAUGACUCAUGCGACACCCACCGACACGCGGGCUGAGGCAUCUGCUGCAGAUGUAGGACCAACGGGCUAUUACUGCAAG